CAUACUUUAAAAAAUCAAUCACCGGUAUAGCCUACUAACAUUAUUUAGCCUACCUAUAGGCUAUCAUGAAAGCGACUACAGAGCAAUAAACGUAGGCUAUCUAUUCGGGCACCGGUUCUGGGCUGGAGUUAUGCACCUCAUCGAAAGUAUAAAGCGCAAGCCGACCGAGGUGAUGCCUCCACCGGUCAAGAAUUGAGGGCUGACCCGGUGUUUGGCUUGGAGAUGGGGGUGGGAUUUCCCGAGCUUUCCUGUCAUUGGUUAAUAUUUUAUUCUGUUGACAUGUUUUCUUACUGCUAAUGCUUCCGACACCUUAUUGUCCACCCCCUCUCUUCGAGUCUGGCAGGAGCUGUCAAAACCACGCCUAUAGAGGCCCACAAUUGGUCCAGAAAGCGUAAAAUCAGCAAUCAAAGGGGCUUGGUUCAUUAGUGUUGGGAUCGAGGCAGGAAGAACAUGUGAGAUAGUCACAGUUCUUCAGUGAACAGGGCAAGACCAUUUCAACUCCGUGUCCGUGUGGAAUGAUUGCUUCAGCCUUCAGAGAGGCAUAUCUUAUUUUUCUCAAAGCGACUGGUCGAGAGAAAGAAGGAAACCCCGAUUCUGCUCUCAAAGCGUAGCUGCUUCACUAUCUUUGACUGAUAUUGUUACUGCACUUCGUGGAGUUACCAGCAACGGGAGUUUACGUGUAGUAUAGGCUAGUUCCUAUCAAUUCAGUUUUUUCUGCUAAUAACCGUCUAUAACCCGUCUAUUCAUAGCCUAUCUGGCACAGUAUUCCUUAUUCUUAAGUAUUCAUUACUUCUGUAUACUUCUUACAGAAAUAACAAUACAUUAUUCUGGAAAUUGUCCUACUGUUUUUGCCGAGGGGGGAGAAUCGCACUGUAUAUCAUAAUUUCACUUCGAUAUUUUGGAUGCACCGAUGAGAGAUCCAGUUUUCACAGGGACUGCCAUGGCUUAUCACCCUUUCCACGCUCACCGGCCGACCGACUUCUCCAUGUCAGCUUUCCUAGCGGCCGCGCAGCCUUCCUUCUUCCCGACGCUCACUCUGCCUCACGCGGCUCUUACUAAGCCCAUGUCGGACCACCUCGUUGGAGCCGCGGAGGCAGGGCUCCACCCGGCUCUCAGCCACCACCACCAGGCGGCUCAUCUCCGUAGCCUGAAGAGCCUGGAGCCCGAGGAAGAGGUGGAGGACGACCCCAAAGUCACACUGGAGGCCAAGGACCUAUGGGACCAGUUUCACAAAAUAGGAACAGAGAUGGUUAUUACCAAAUCUGGAAGGAGAAUGUUUCCUCCGUUUAAAGUCAGAAUAAAUGGCCUUGAUAAAAAAGCCAAGUAUAUUCUAUUGAUGGAUAUAGUCGCUGCCGACGACUGCCGCUACAAGUUCCACAAUUCUCGCUGGAUGGUAGCGGGAAAGGCCGAUCCGGAGAUGCCCAAAAGAAUGUACAUUCACCCGGAUAGCCCGGCUACGGGAGAGCAGUGGAUGGCCAAGCCUGUUGCUUUUCAUAAACUGAAGCUGACCAACAAUAUAUCGGACAAGCAUGGAUUUGUAAGUACUACGAUUCUUAAUUCCAUGCACAAAUACCAGCCCAGGUUUCAUAUCGUGAGGGCCAACGACAUCCUGAAGCUCCCCUACAGCACGUUUAGGACAUACGUGUUCCCAGAGACAGACUUCAUCGCUGUCACAGCUUAUCAAAACGACAAGAUAACACAGCUGAAGAUUGAUAAUAACCCUUUUGCCAAAGGAUUCAGAGACACCGGAAAUGGAAGGAGAGAGAAAAGGGAACCGUUCAACUCUAGGAAACAGUUGACCCUUCCCUCUCUGCGGAUGUAUGAAGACCAAUGCAAAGCAGACCGAGACGGGGGCGACUCUGAUGCCUCGUCUAGUGAACCAACAACCGGCAGAGAUGGUGCACACUCUCCAAUCGGACCUGGAUCCAGCCCGCUUAGUCGAAUCAGCCCAGAUGAUAAAGCCUGUACUGACAGUGAGCAAGAACUUGACCAUCAGGAUGAGCGUUGUACCGCAUCGAACAGCCCUGAACCGGAGCCGCCCUCUCCCUUCAGCCCGAGGUGCGAGGACCGGGUGAAGGAAAAGCCGAGUCUGGAAAAGAAAGACUAUCUGGACUCAAGAAAGUCGAGCGACUCCAUAUUCAGUAUAAGGAACCUUGAGAAAGGAGACAAAACGGAGAACAGGCACAGGAAAGACACUACAGAUUCGUCAAAAAAGGACACCGCAGACAGCGGCGCGAUAAGCGCAACCAAAGAAAGUUUCUCCCCGCUCAUGGUUCAAACAGAGAGCCCCUCACACUUCAGCGCGAGCCACCUGCAGAGUCUGGCCCUGUCUGGUUUGCACAGCCAGCAGUUUUUUAAUCCAAUGAACGCCGGACAAAUGCUAUUUCACCCUGGACAGUUCGCUAUGGGCCCAGGUGCGUUUUCUGCCAUGAGCAUGGGACAUCUAUUGGCCUCGGUAUCCGGGGCAAGUGGUAUGGAAAACGGCAGCCUCUCCGCACAGGGCACCGGGGGCGCGCCGAACCCUUUCCCCUUCCAUCUAUCGCAGCACAUGCUCGCCUCUCAGGGCAUUUCCAUGCCGACCUUUGGAGGCCUGUUCCCGUACCCGUACACCUACAUGGCUGCCGCUGCCGCCGCGGCCUCCGCCAUGCCCGCUAGCACUACAGCCAGUUCGCUCUCGAGAAAUCCCUUCCUCACCAGCUCCCGCCCCCGGCUCCGGUUCAACCCUUAUCAGCUCCCCGUGUCUAUGGCCCAGAGCACAAGUCUAUUCACCACCGGCCUGCCAGGCGGCCUAAACCCCAGCUCCGAGUCGUCCAAAUCGGGCAGCAGGGAGACGAGUCCCGUGCCUGAGCUCCACAACCACAAAGCGGGGUCGAGUCAUAGGACCAGCUCCCCCAAAUCGAUGAAGGACUCUAUCAAUGAGCUCCAAAACAUCCAGAGACUAGUGAGCGGCCUGGAGAGCCAGAGAGAGACGUACCCCCCGAGAGACUCUCCUAAGUGAUCUCACUAAUGGAAUAAUAUAUUCCACCACGACUUGGCUUGAAAUAUCAGAGGACUUUAUGAUACAUUUUGUACAGCACAUUAUGCGAGGAAAUGUCAAUACAGGCCUACAUUUUCGCGCGCCUGGACUGAGAAAAGAGGCAGGGAAUGAAGGAGAGAGAACCAGCGUCGUCACUUACUGUUUCUGUGUGGGGUACGCUUUCAAUAUUAUAGGAAACUGAAGCAUCGAAAUAAUAUGAAAACCAAAAGUGGGCACUGAAUUUUUAGGCGUCUGGCUAAAACUAGAGCACACUAAGAGGAUACCGCAAGGAGGAGAACCUACUAACAACAUUCUUCAUGUAGAGCAUAAUGAUGUUAAACGACAGUGGCAACGUCGUGGCAUUGUUUUUAGGGACUGAAGGAGAGAACAGUUUCAAACUAUAAUCAAUAGACGUGCUUUUUUUUAAUGAUGAGAGCAGUACAGCAGCAUAAGUACUGAAUGAACACUGGUGUGCGUUUUGCCCGCACUAUGGAGAAGGUGCAACCUUUAAAACGACAGGAAAACAAGCUACAUCCCAAAAGUUUUUAAAACAUAGGCUAUUAUUUCAAAAGGGAUGCAUAACAUGAACGUUCCGUGAAAAAUAAUUGAUAGAAGAACGCUUAGGCCUAUCGUUUCUGCCUGAUUUUUUUGUUUGAAUUAUUUAUGUAAUUAAAAUAAAUUCUGUAAAUAAGCUAUAAAGGAAUCCAAGAAUAUGCAAUUGGUAUUAAUUUAUUUAAGACUGUACAUUGACGUGUAUAUAAUAUUUAGAGUUUAACUCGUUGCUUUUUAUUCUUUUUUAUUUUACAUGAACGUAUUCUGAAAAUGAAAGCUAUUAGGCGCUUGUUGGUUUGAACCAGAACGUUUUUAUCUGUAAUGCAUAGCUGAUUAUCUGCCUGUGACACAUGAAGGAAACUAACAUGUGUGCCAUGUUUAUCUCUGUCUGCAAAAACCAAUAUCAGCAAAGAGAGAAAGAGAGAUAGAUAGAGAGAAAGCUGCCUAUUUGUCACAUUACCUGACUAUUAUCUGCAGGAGAGGCAGAGAUGUAGGAAAACCUCAGGUCAUUUCACUCCAACACAGGAGAGGAUGAUAACAGUUCUCUUUAAAUGGGGCAUAAAUGCAUAUCUAUAUAUAUAUAUAUAUAUAUAAAUAUAUUUAAAAUUGAAAGCGUAUCUCGCUUAUGCUGGUUGUGAUUUUUUGUUGAAUUAUCUCACAAUUUCAAUAAAAAAAACUAUGUGUUAAA
Oncorhynchus nerka (sockeye salmon) is the source of this 4256-nucleotide messenger RNA. It is a transcript of the gene tbx2b, whose product is annotated as T-box transcription factor 2b. Gene Ontology annotation, cellular component: nucleus. Lineage: Eukaryota; Metazoa; Chordata; Actinopteri; Salmoniformes; Salmonidae. The transcript has 7 exons. Gene Ontology annotation, molecular function: DNA-binding transcription factor activity, RNA polymerase II-specific; RNA polymerase II cis-regulatory region sequence-specific DNA binding. Bases 911 to 2998 code for a protein of 695 amino acids. The record is from RefSeq and is a predicted model, not a curated record. Gene Ontology annotation, biological process: cell fate specification; regulation of transcription by RNA polymerase II; positive regulation of DNA-templated transcription.